AUGUCUGCUGAACCAGACCACUCCGCCGGCAAGGGCAAAGUCAAGCUCGACAACGAUCCUUCCGGCGGCGAGCACCGCGAUGAGGAUGCCACCGCCACGGCCAUCCUCAAGAAGAAGAAGAAGCCCAACAGCUUGAUCGUCACGGACGCCACCACCGAUGACAACUCCAUUCUCGCACUGUCCAACAACACCAUGGAGCAGCUGCAGCUGUUCCGCGGCGACACUGUCCUCGUCAAGGGCAAGAAGAGAAAGGACACCGUACUCAUCGUCCUCGCUGAUGACGACCUUGAUGACGGCUCAGCGCGCAUGAACCGCGUGGUGAGACACAAUCUCAGAGUCAAGCUGGGCGACGUCGUCACGGUCAACCCAUGCCCCGACAUCAAAUACGCAAAGCGCAUCGCAGUCCUGCCCAUGGCAGACACCAUCGAGGGUCUGACCGGCUCGCUGUUCGAUGUUUUCCUCGCACCAUACUUCCGCGAAGCCUACCGCCCACUGCGGCAAGGCGAUCUCUUCACAUGCCGCGCCGCCAUGCGGACGGUAGAGUUCAAGGUCGUCGAGAUCGACCCACCAGAGUACGGCAUCGUGGCACAAGACACUGUCAUCCACUGCGAAGGUGAGCCCAUUCAGCGAGAAGAUGAGGAGGGCAACCUCAACGAGGUCGGCUACGAUGACAUUGGUGGCUGCCGCAAGCAGAUGGCCCAGGUCCGCGAGUUGGUCGAGCUUCCGCUCAGACAUCCUCAGCUGUUCAAGUCCAUCGGUAUCAAGCCGCCGCGUGGUAUCCUCAUGUAUGGUCCACCCGGUACUGGUAAGACGCUGAUGGCCCGCGCCGUUGCCAACGAGACCGGUGCUUUCUUCUUCCUCAUCAACGGCCCAGAGAUCAUGUCGAAGAUGGCUGGUGAGUCUGAGAGCAAUCUGCGAAAGGCCUUCGAGGAGGCGGAGAAGAACAGCCCGGCCAUCAUCUUCAUCGACGAAAUUGACUCCAUCGCGCCAAAGCGUGAGAAGACCAACGGUGAAGUUGAGCGACGUGUCGUCUCUCAGCUGCUCACCCUCAUGGAUGGCAUGAAGGCCCGUUCCAACGUGGUCGUCAUGGCCGCCACCAACCGUCCCAACUCGAUCGACCCAGCCCUUCGUCGUUUCGGCCGUUUCGACCGUGAAGUCGACAUCGGUAUCCCAGACCCCACCGGCCGUCUCGAGAUUCUCCAGAUCCACACCAAGAACAUGAAGCUUGGUGAAGACGUCGACCUCGAAUCGAUCGCCGCCGAGACCCACGGUUACGUCGGUUCGGAUAUCGCCUCGCUCUGCUCCGAAGCCGCCAUGCAGCAGAUUCGUGAGAAGAUGGACCUGAUCGAUUUGGAUGAGGAUACCAUCGACGCUGAGGUGCUCGACAGCCUUGGUGUCACGCAAGAGAACUUCCGAUUCGCUCUUGGCGUCAGCAACCCAUCUGCUCUCCGCGAGGUUGCCGUCGUCGAGGUGCCCAACGUGCGGUGGGACGACAUUGGUGGUCUCGAAGACGUCAAGCGCGAGCUCAUCGAGUCCGUGCAGUACCCAGUUGACCACCCAGAGAAGUUCCUCAAGUUCGGUCUUAGCCCGUCCCGAGGUGUGCUCUUCUACGGACCACCAGGUACUGGUAAGACUCUUCUCGCCAAGGCAGUCGCCAACGAGUGCGCUGCCAACUUCAUCUCCGUCAAGGGUCCUGAACUGCUCUCCAUGUGGUUCGGUGAGUCCGAGAGCAACAUUCGAGACAUCUUCGACAAGGCUCGUGCUGCUGCUCCUUGCGUUGUCUUCCUCGACGAGUUGGACUCCAUUGCCAAGUCUCGUGGCGGUAGUGUCGGCGAUGCUGGCGGUGCUUCCGACCGUGUGGUCAACCAGCUCCUGACUGAGAUGGACGGCAUGACCAGCAAGAAGAACGUCUUCGUCAUUGGUGCUACUAACCGACCAGAGCAACUCGACAACGCUCUCUGCCGUCCAGGUCGUCUCGAUACCCUUGUGUACGUCCCACUUCCCGACCAGGUCGGCCGUGAGAGCAUUCUCAAGGCUCAGCUCCGCAAGACGCCAGUCGCCCCCGACGUCGACCUUUCCUACAUCGCCCAGAAGACCCACGGCUUCUCUGGUGCCGACUUGGGCUUCAUCACCCAGCGUGCUGUCAAGCUCGCCAUCAAGGAGAGCAUCGGCAUUGCCAUCGAGAAGGACAAGGCCCGCGAGGCUCAGGAGGGGGAUGACACCAAGAUGGAGGAGGAUGUUGACGAGGAGGACCCUGUGCCUGAACUCACCAAGAAGCACUUCGAGGAGGCUAUGAGCAUGGCUCGUCGCUCAGUCACGGAUACCGAGAUUCGCCGAUACGAGGCAUUCGCCCAGAGCAUGAAGAGCAGCGCUGGCGGCAGUGCUUUCUUCCGCUUCCCAGAGGACGGUACCGAUGGUGGCGCCGAUCAGCAGCAGAACGGUGCCGGCGAAGAGGACCUUUACGACUAA
This is a messenger RNA of Zasmidium cellare ATCC 36951, 2469 nucleotides long. RefSeq lists its product as uncharacterized. Lineage: Eukaryota; Fungi; Ascomycota; Dothideomycetes; Mycosphaerellales; Mycosphaerellaceae. The transcript is spliced from 2 exons. Gene Ontology annotation, molecular function: ATP hydrolysis activity; polyubiquitin modification-dependent protein binding; ATP binding. The coding region runs from base 1 to 2469 and encodes 822 amino acids. Gene Ontology annotation, biological process: autophagosome maturation; retrograde protein transport, ER to cytosol; mitotic spindle disassembly. Gene Ontology annotation, cellular component: VCP-NPL4-UFD1 AAA ATPase complex; nucleus; cytosol. The record is from RefSeq and is a predicted model, not a curated record.